AUGGAGGCGCCGGCCCCCGCGCCCCGGGGUCGCAGUGCCCCCGACGACGCGUCGUGCGCGUCCAAGUCGCAGGCGUCCAUCGACCUCAGCGAGCUCUUCAACCCGAGCGCGCUGACGCGCCUCCUCAGGCAGCUGAACGACCAGAUCGACGGCCAGCGCGACCAGAUCGUGUUCCUCGAGGAGCAGUCCAUCGCCAACGCGGCCUUCCGGGAGAUGUGGGCCCAGGACCGCGCCGAGUUCCGCGCGGCCCUCGCCGUGGCGACGGAGGAGAACAACAAGAAGAUCAACGAGGCCAUCGGCGCGGCGGCCGCAUCCGUCUCCGACCUGAGGAAGACGUACAACGAGGAGCGCGCGUUCCGGCGCAUCUGCCACUUCGCGGCGCACCGCACGGAGAUCAUGCAGCGGGAGAAGUGGGAGACCUGGGCCCGCGCCUGCCGCGAGAUGCGGCUCUGGGACAAGCGGCGCGCCGUCUUGAUCCGCAUGGGCAACAUGAACGAGAAGCGGCACCAGACCUUCGGGAUGACGCGCUGGAGGGAGCAGACGGCGCGCGCGCGGGACGCGGCGACGAUGCACAACGGGGCGAACGCGCUCAUCGACGCGCUGUACGUCAAGCGGGCCGUGCGGCGGAGCUUCCGCCACUGGGUCGAGUGCGUCUUGCUGGAACAAAUUUCCGACGCGUUCGGCGGCGUCGAGAUCGUCACGUCGGCGCACCACGAGCAGGUGCUCUCCGUCGCCGAGGCGGCGGCGAAGCCCUACGUCGGCCGCGCGGCGGCGGCGGCGGCGGCGGGCAACUUCGGCGAGGCCUUCAAGCAGGCGCACCUCGGGACGAUGCAGGUCGUCAAGGUCAUGUCGUCCGAGCAGGACAUGGCGCGCCAGCGCGACCGCGAGGCCCUGGAGGGCGAGUGCGAGAACAUCCGCAAGGCCCUGGCCACCGUGUCCGCCGCGGCGGAGGAGAAGCGCGCCCUCGAGGCGAAGAAGGCCCUCGACCGCGGCAACGAGCGCUUGGACAAGCAGCUCGCGACGACGCGGCGCCAGAUCGACGGCAAGAUCACGGAGCGCAUCACGGAAGCGCUGGCGCAGGUGGAGGCGAACGCCGCGGGCCACGCGGAGCGCGCCGAGGCGCGCGCCAAGGCCGCGGACCAGCGCGUCGCGGCGAAGCUCCAGGCCGCGGACGACAGGGCCAUGGCCGCGGCGCACGACGUCGAGGCGCUCGUCCACGGCUGCGAGGCCCAGGUCGACGCCGUGGACGCGAAGGUGCUCGAGGUCAACGACUACGUCGCCUACGUGGAGCGGAGCCUGCGCACCGUCUACGAGGACCUGCGGAAGCACAACCUCUGGGAGACGAUGCGGCGGCGCGACGCGGACGACGCGGGGCAGGUCUUCGUGAGGGCCGCGUUGGGUCUCACGGUGCAGGCGGCGACGCGGCGCGACAACGACGAGAACCUCGCCUUCAUGGCCGAGGUGCGCGCGGCCGAGGAUUCGCUGGCGCGGUUGAUGGGCCAGUCGGCCAAGCAGAUGUCGCGCGCGCAGACGCUGGUCUCCGAGGCGAAGCGGAACCUCGCCGUCGAGCAGCAGAUCCGCGGCGUCUACGAGGACGCGGCGCCGAGCUCGCCCGGGUCCGUGCCGCAGAACGUGCACCACCACCACCACCACCCGGCCCAGAAGCACUUCCACAAGGCGCCCAGCAACGUGGGCAUCGCGCUGAAGAAGCUGCGCCUGAAGCCCUCGGAAUUAGCCAGGGCCGUCGCCGACGGCGACGACGUCUUGACCAACAAGGCCGACCUGAUCCCCGUGCCCUCGGGCGACGACCUCGACGCGGCCAAGGACUACGACCCGUCCAUCACGGCGCUGCGGGACGUCGAGGCCUUUUUUUGCCACGCGGCGCGCGUGCCCGACUUUGCCCAACGCGUCGCGGCGCUCGAGUUCCGCGACGUCGCGGCCCAGAAGCUCGGCGACGUGCUCGACGCCUGCGGCGCCGUCGCGGCGGCGGCGGCGGCGGCGCGCGAGAGCGACGCCGUGCGGCUCGCGCUGGCGGCGGCGCUCGCCGUCGGGAACUACCUCAACGGCGGCUCCGCGCGGGGCGAGGCCGGCGGCUUCGACCUGGACGGCGUCGCCAAGCUCGCGACGACGAAGGGCGCCGACGGCACGACCCUGGCCAUGCACGUCGUCGCGGGCGUCGACCGGCGCGACUCGGGCGCCGUCGCGCGCCUGGCGGCGCUGGAGCCCGCGCUCGACGCGGCCGCGCGCGCGCGGUCGUUCCCGGCCGUCGACGCGGACCUCGGCGCCUGGCUCGCGUCGAAGCGGGCGCUCGACGGCCUGCUCCAGCGCGACUCGGCCGCGGGCCGCGCGGCCUUCGGCGAGCGCCUCGGCGGCUUCGCGGCGGCGCUCGCGGCCGACGCGGAAUCGGCCGAGGCCGCGCGCGCGGACGCGGAAGCCGCUCUCGACGCGGCGCGCGCGGCCUUCGGCGACGACUCCAAGCAGCCCUUCGACCUCUUCCGCAAGCUGCUCACGCUCGUGCGCACGCUCAAGACGGCCCACGAGGCGAACCGGCGCCGCGCGAAGCCCAAGGCCGACGCCAAGGGCGGCGACCUCUUCGACGCGUUCUCCAAGACGCAGGACGACGCGAGUUCGCUCAUCGACGAGUUCAAGCGCCGCUGCGAGGAGCGGAGCGCGUCCCGGGACGGGUCCCGGGACGCGAGCGCCUUCGCGACGUCGCGGAGCGCGGCCGUGAUCUGCGCGACGGCCGCCGCCUUGGCGUCGGCGGACGGCGCCGGGGACGUCGCCGCGCGCGCGGCGUCGACGCAAGCCAUGCGCGCGGCGCUCGUCGCCGCGCGCGACGUCGUCGCCGCCGAGGACGCGAAGAAGAAGGCCGAGCGCGCGGAGAAGAAGCGCGCCGCCGCCGACGCCGCCGCGGGAACGCCCGCGCCGAAGGCCUCGAAGGCCGUCGACAAGGACUGGACGCCCGACCCGGACUCCUGGCGCGACGCGCUCUCCGCCGGCGACGUCGUCGACGCGAAGGUCUUCGGCGUCUGGAUGGGCGCGACGGUCGACGUGGCGAACUUCAACCAGCUCGUCAUCCGCGCGACGAUGAACGGCGAGACGCAGCAGAUCCAGAUCCCGCGCGCGUCCGAGGGCCUCGCGCGCGCGGGCACCAAGGCCGCGCUCUAG
This is a messenger RNA of Aureococcus anophagefferens, 3168 nucleotides long. RefSeq lists its product as hypothetical. Lineage: Eukaryota; Pelagophyceae; Pelagomonadales; Pelagomonadaceae. The record is from RefSeq and is a predicted model, not a curated record. The coding region runs from base 1 to 3168 and encodes 1055 amino acids. The transcript has 4 exons.